AUGAGUUGGAUGUUCCUGAGAGAUCUCCUAAGUGGAGUCAAUAAAUACUCAACUGGGAUCGGGCGGAUCUGGCUGGCUGUCGUGUUCAUUUUCCGUUUGCUGGUCUACAUGGUGGCAGCUGAGCAUGUGUGGAAAGAUGAACAGAAAGAAUUUGAGUGCAACACUAGACAGCCUGGUUGUGAAAAUGUGUGCUUUGACUACUUCUUCCCCGUGUCCCAAGUCAGACUUUGGGCCUUACAACUGAUCAUGGUCUCCACACCUUCACUUCUGGUGGUCCUGCAUGUGGCCUAUCGUGAGGGCAGAGAGAAAAAGCACAGAAAGAAACUCUACGUCAGCACGGGCAUGAUGGAUGGGGGCCUGUGGUAUACUUACCUCAUCAGUCUCAUCGUGAAGACUGGCUUUGAAAUCGGUUUCCUGGUUUUAUUUUACAAGCUCUAUGAUGGUUUCACAGUUCCCUGCCUGUUAAAGUGUGACCUGAAGCCUUGCCCCAAUGUUGUGGACUGUUUUGUCUCCAAACCUACGGAGAAAACCAUCUUCAUCUUCUUCCUAGUCGUUGCCUCAUGCCUGUGCAUUUUACUGAAUCUGAUUGAACUGAGUUUUUUGUUUCUGAAAUGCUUUAUUAAGUGCUGUCUCCAAAGGUAUUCUAGAAGGUUCAAGUCCUCAGUAUGUGAGUGCCACCACCUGAGACCUGCAGAAUGGGGAGAGUUGGGGGUCUCUCCCCCACUCCAGAAUCAUCAUUCACACCCAGCCACAAACACACCCCAGCGUUGUGAGACAAAGCCAUUCUGUGAGACACAAGAGGCCUAA
Messenger RNA from Sorex fumeus (smoky shrew), 807 nucleotides. RefSeq names its product gap junction protein beta 7 (gene GJB7). Gene Ontology annotation, biological process: cell communication. The transcript has a single exon. Gene Ontology annotation, cellular component: connexin complex. The coding region runs from base 1 to 807 and encodes 268 amino acids. NCBI's taxonomy places the organism in Eukaryota, Metazoa, Chordata, Mammalia, Eulipotyphla, Soricidae. The record is from RefSeq and is a predicted model, not a curated record.